This is a messenger RNA of Pezoporus occidentalis (night parrot), 852 nucleotides long. Its product is annotated as aurora kinase C-like. The annotation marks the transcript as partial. Gene Ontology annotation, molecular function: protein kinase activity; ATP binding. The record is from RefSeq and is a predicted model, not a curated record. Lineage: Eukaryota; Metazoa; Chordata; Aves; Psittaciformes; Psittacidae. The transcript is spliced from 5 exons. Gene Ontology annotation, biological process: regulation of cytokinesis; protein phosphorylation; mitotic spindle organization. Gene Ontology annotation, cellular component: kinetochore; chromosome passenger complex; spindle pole centrosome.
CCCCAUAGGAAGCUCUUCUCCAUGGCUGACUUCGAGGUCGGGCGCCCGCUGGGCCGGGGCAAGUUCGGGCGCGUUUACCUGGCGCGGGAGCGCGGCUCCAAGGUGCUCGUGGCCCUCAAGGUGCUCUUCAAGUCCCAGCUCGAGAAGGAGGGGCUGGAGCAUCAGCUGCGGAGGGAGGUCGAGAUCCAGGCGCACCUCCGGCACCCCAACAUCCUGCGCCUCUACAACUUCUUCCACGACGAGCGCCGCGUGUUCCUCAUCCUGGAGUUCGCGCCCCGGGGGGAGCUCUACAAGGAGCUGCAGCGCUGCGGGCGCUUCGACGCCGCGCGCACCGCCACGCUGGUGGAGGAGCUGGCGGACGCGCUCCAGUACUGCCACAGCAAGCGCGUGAUCCACCGGGACAUCAAACCCGAGAACCUGCUCCUGGGCUUCCUGGGCGAGCUCAAGAUCGCCGACUUCGGGUGGUCCGUGCACACGCCCUCGCUCCGGCGGCGCACGCUCUGCGGGACCCUGGAUUACCUCCCCCCGGAGAUGGUGGAGGGGCGCGCGCACGACGAGAAGGUCGAUCUCUGGUGCCUGGGGGUGCUCUGCUUCGAGCUGCUCGUGGGGGCCCCCCCCUUCGAGAGCCCCUGCGUGGCCGACACCUACAGGCGCAUCACCAAGGUGGACCUUCGCUUCCCCCCGGAAGUGCCGGAGGGCGCCCGUGACCUCAUCACGCGGCUGCUGCGCUACAGCGCCCCCCAGCGGCUGCCCCUGGCGCAGGUCCUGCAGCACCCAUGGGUGCGGGAGAACUCCCGGCGGGUGCUGCCCCCGGGCCACGGCCCCGCCCCCACCCCCGCCCCCCCGCAGUGA